AGUGAGAGAGAGAGAGAGACUGGGUGGCAGAGAAAGAUAAAACCAACUAAUAAUAAAAACGGCAAUGGCGCCCGUCGGAUUGCCUCCUGGUUUCAGGUUUCAUCCCACCGAUGAAGAGCUUGUCAAUUACUAUCUCAAGAGAAAAAUCAAUGGCCAAGAGAUUGAACUCGACAUUAUUCCUGAAGUUGAUCUUUACAAAUGUGAGCCUUGGGAGUUAGCAGAGAAAUCAUUUUUACCAAGUAGGGAUCCGGAGUGGUACUUUUUCGGACCUCGGGACCGGAAGUAUCCGAACGGGUUCAGAACGAAUAGGGCAACACGAGCUGGAUACUGGAAAUCGACGGGAAAAGACCGGAGAGUUUCGUAUCAGAACCGAGCCAUCGGAAUGAAGAAGACAUUGGUUUAUUACAGAGGGCGAGCUCCUCAGGGAAUAAGAACUGAUUGGGUGAUGCAUGAGUAUCGCCUUGAUGACAAAGAGUGUGAAGACUCCACUGCUGCAAUUCAGGUAGAUUCUUAUGCAUUGUGUCGAGUUUUCAAGAAAAAUGGAAUAUGCUCUGAAGUAGAAGAUCAACAAGGGCAAUGUAGUAUAUCCUUAAUGGAGAGCUCGUCGCAAGGCGUAAUGACUGAUUAUGAAACACUGUCGCCGGAUGUGCAGCCGACAAUAACAUCCUCUGCAUGCAUCGACGAGGAAGAUAAAGAUGAUUCGUGGAUGCAAUUCAUCACUGAUGAUCCUUGGUGUUCUUCAAAUGUCGGUGUUGGUGGUAGUGGUUGGUGAAGAAGUUACUCAUCAUUGGCAUUUUCAA
Messenger RNA from Pistacia vera, 800 nucleotides. RefSeq names its product NAC domain-containing protein 86. Bases 65 to 772 code for a protein of 235 amino acids. The transcript is spliced from 3 exons. The record is from RefSeq and is a predicted model, not a curated record. Gene Ontology annotation, molecular function: DNA binding. NCBI's taxonomy places the organism in Eukaryota, Viridiplantae, Streptophyta, Magnoliopsida, Sapindales, Anacardiaceae. Gene Ontology annotation, biological process: regulation of DNA-templated transcription.